Annulohypoxylon truncatum is the source of this 1313-nucleotide messenger RNA. RefSeq names its product glycoside hydrolase family 43 protein. The record is from RefSeq and is a predicted model, not a curated record. The transcript is spliced from 2 exons. Gene Ontology annotation, molecular function: hydrolase activity, hydrolyzing O-glycosyl compounds. NCBI's taxonomy places the organism in Eukaryota, Fungi, Ascomycota, Sordariomycetes, Xylariales, Hypoxylaceae. Gene Ontology annotation, biological process: carbohydrate metabolic process. Bases 193 to 1254 code for a protein of 353 amino acids.
UGCGUACUGCGUAUAGGAACGCUAGGGAAAAGGCCGAAUAAUGCCGAAUACACUCGCAUUCCUGGAUCUCUUAUAAAUUACAGCCGCCAUGGCUUGCGAAACAAAAAACGCGUGUCUGAAAGGAUGCACUUGUUGCACUCGUGCAGUUCCUAUUGACUCAGACAACCUGAAUAGCUCGCUUUGACAGCUGCCAUGAAGAGUCUUCUCCUUUCCCUGGGCGCCGGCUUGGUCGCGGGACUUCCAUCUCAGCACAAUGUUCCCCGGGCUAUCGAAGAGCUACCCACACUCGGUUUGGCUAAUAUAACUAAGAUCGACAUGGCCACCCCCAGUGGCCUCAAGCACCGGGCCUUAUAUGGUCCGUUCAUGGGCGUCGACUUCCCAGACCCCAGUCUAAUAUAUGGCGACGGCUCGUGGAAAGCCUACGCGACAUCGUCCAAUGGCAAAGUCAUACCCGUCGCCACUUCCUCUGACACCCUGUCCUGGACGCUUACCACCACCGACGCUCUGCCGGACCCCGGGUCGUGGGUUGACCCAGAUGAUCAGAGUGUUUGGGCGCCAGAUGUUCAGAAGAACGAUGCCGGCACGUACGUGAUGUACUACACGGCGCACCAAAACGGCGGCAACCACUGCAUCGGCGUCGCCACAUCAGCAACGGCCGUGGGCCCAUUCACCCCGCAGAGCAGCCCGCUGAUCUGCGACGCGGCCGGCGGCGGCGUGAUCGACGCGUCGGGCUACGACGACGGCACGGACCGGUGGAUCCUGUGGAAAGUCGACGGCAACAGCCUCGGGGGCCUGACGACGUGCCAGAGCGGGACGCCUUCGGGUUCGUACGAGUCGACGCCGAUCAUGAUCCAGAAGAUGGCGCGGGACGCGAUGACGCUGGAGGGCACAGCGACGACGAUCCUCGACAACGAGGGCGCGUCCAACGACGGCGUGGUCGAGGCGCCGUCGCUGUACCAGAUCAGCAGUGGGGAGUACGUGCUGUUCUACAGCGCGCACUGCUACUCGAGCGACGACUACGACGUCGAGUACGCCUUCUCGAGCACCAUCGACGGCAGCUACACUAACCGCGGCAUCCUCAUCCGGACCGCCGACAACAAGGGCGUGUACGGGCCGGGCGGUCUGGAUAUCGACCCCAACGGCAAGAACGUGGUCUUCCACGGCCGGUUGGCUGCGAACGAAGGCGGGAGCGGCGCGAGGGAGCUGUAUAGUGCUGAGCUGACUAUUAGCGGGACGUCGAUUUCGGGGGUUUGAUUGGAUGGGGGUGGCGUUUAUGUUUGGGAUGAGUACUUUUUUGCAUUUUAUCGUAUUCA